UCUGAUUAAUGUAACGAUUAAGAAAUUGAAUGAUUAGUUUUUCUAUUAAUUAAGAAGUACAUGACACGUCUAUAAAUGAUAAUAAUAAUAUAUAAGAUUUGUCUAUUAUAUUUUUCCAAACACACAUUAAAGUUAAGAAUCAACCCUCUAAAAAAAGUUAAUUUUUUUCAUUUGAAGACAAUAAAAUAUCAUAAAUAACAUUGUUCAUAUCAUUUAAUAGCGACCACCAAACAAAUUAUAACAGAAACAAAAACUUAACAAAUGGAUGAUACUACAAAAGCCAGUCACAGUCACAGGUGUCCUAAACAACAUGCAAAAUGGCCCUAAUUCUUGAAGCCACCUACAUUACUUACACUCCAUCGACCUUAAUUAACAUGCAGUACCCACACGUGUACUCCUACACAAUCCCAAUUCCAAAAAAAAAACACUCUUUAAAACUCAUCCCUUCAGGUUUCACCAUUCCAGAGUUAAACAGAACCCAAAAAAUAAAAAAAUAAAAAAAUCAAUCCUAAAAUUCUAAAAAAAAACAUAGAAAAAUGGCGUCAACAGAAGGAAGAGAGCAGAAAACAGCAGGAGAAAAGAUGACAGUAAAAGAACAUAUAAUAGAAAAAGGAGCAGAAAUGAUGCAGUCCAUGAAACCAAUAAAGCAAUUUAGUCAACAUGUUUGUACCUUCGCACUUUACAGUCAUGACAUGAACCGUCAGAUUGAAACACACCAUUUUGUGCACCGUUUGAAUGAAGAUUUCUGUCAGUGUGCUGUUUAUGAUACUGAUAAUCGUGCUGGUCGUCUUAUUGGUGUUGAAUAUAUCAUUUCUGAUCGUCUUUUUGAGGCUUUACCUCCCGAUGAACAGAAACUUUGGCAUUCUCAUUACUUUGAGAUCAAGUCGGGGUUGUUUGUGAAUCCUAGGGUUCCGGAAGCAGUAGCGAAGCCAGAACUUGAUAAGUUCGCAAAAACAUAUGGCAAGUUUUGGUGCACUUGGCAAACUGAUCGAGGGGACUUAUUGCCGGUGGGGGAACCGGCACUAAUGAUGUCACCACAAGGAGAGGUAGAAGGAAUGGUGAAAGCACCUCUGUUACAGCAAAGGGAUCAAAAAUAUGGCAUUUCCAGCAUUAAACUCAGUGAUCUAAGGGUGGAUAUUACUGGCCCUACUUUUAUCAACCCAAAUGCAGAUUACUGGAAGAAACAUGGCAAGGGUUUUGCUAUUGAUGUUAUCACUUCUGAGAUGAAGAAAGUCACCCCUUUUCCAUAGACAACUAAUACAUACUUCCAUAUCAGUGGCAAAUUAAAGCCAGAUGAUCAUAGUUAUUUAAGAUAUCGAAAUUCAAGUUUUUCUAAUACUAGUAGUUGAUGAAAACUUCUUAAGCUGCUUUUGCUAAUUGCUACUACUAUCUUAUACAUCUUGUUUUCUUGUUUUCUUUUUUAAUAUAUAUAUGUAUUAAUAUUAUGUAUACAAUUAGUAUCAUAUUUGAAGAGUGUUUAUCAAUUUUUUAAUUUUAUUUUAUGUUUUUUGUGUAUGGUGUGGGAUAUAGGAAAUUAAGAAUGAGUCCCUUCUUAUCUCCUUUUCAAUAUUUUAUUUAAUUCUGGAUUGGUAAAAAAAUGUUAUGUGCCAUGCAGCAUGGUGGUGAUUAAGAAUCAGAGGAAAGGGACACUAAUUAACCAGAGUUAACUAUACAUAUUUGUAAUGCUGUGUUUUAACAUAUGUUGAAGCUCACUAUUACUUAAAUAAUUCUACCAUAAUCAAGGACUCGAUUUGCUUGAGUUGCUGGUCAAUAAAAAAUCAUGAAAAGUAAUUGAUGGAAGAAUUAAAGAUGGUGAUGGAAGUUAUUCUAGGUCGUUUAUAUGUCAGUUAGUUUACAAACUGCAAUUUCAAUGAGGUGAGAUAUUCUGAAUACUCAUUCUUACAUGUGAGCCAUCAAAGAACCACAUGUGGCUUGGAUAUCUUGUUAAAUUUGCCACUAAAUUUGUACACAAAAGGACCCGUACAAGAUGUUGUAACUUCACUAUGUUCAAGUCUUAUGAGUUUUAAUCUAAAAU
Messenger RNA from Amaranthus tricolor (Joseph's coat), 2035 nucleotides. Its product is annotated as oil body-associated protein 2A-like. Lineage: Eukaryota; Viridiplantae; Streptophyta; Magnoliopsida; Caryophyllales; Amaranthaceae. The record is from RefSeq and is a predicted model, not a curated record. The transcript is spliced from 3 exons. The coding region runs from base 537 to 1250 and encodes 237 amino acids.